CGAUCUUUAUACUUACUGGUCACACUACGCCAAAUAAAGGAAACGUGAUUUUUUUAAUUUUGUAAAAGCAAUUUAGCUAUUUUGCUUAACUAAAAUGGAAAUGAUGCAAGGAGCAUCGCUGCUGUCGCGGCCAGCAGAUGAAUUCGGCAACGACUCGCUGGUGGAGGAAAUGUGGGCCUCCAAAGCUCUGGAGCAUGCCGAGGUUCACUUUAAUCUGAUCACCAGUGUCCAUCCCUCCCUGCUGAAACUCACACCCUACGACGACCAGAUAUAUGCCACCUUCCGGCAGGAUUUCCCCGAUCUUGAGGUGGGCCGGCUCUCCGAUGACAUCCUGAAAUCCGCCGUGGAGAAGCUCAAGUGGCGGCAGUUCGCCGAGAAGUUCAACAAGAUGGACGAUUACUCGUACGGCACCCUGAUGCGCGCCGAUGCCAGCAAGGAAUUCUCCCCGGACAACUCCAUCUUCGUGUUCCGCGUCCAGUUUUUGGCCAUCGAGAUUGCCCGGAAUCGGGAGGGACUCAACGACGAGGUUCACAAGAAGCACAAGCCAGCCAGAAAGAUCCCGGAGGAGGCCCAGUGAUCCCCCACCUCACUUUAGAUUAAGUCGUAAAGGUUUAAUGCAUUUUAGAUGGUGUUCGUCUAGCUACUAUUGUAAACAAUCAAAAUAUUUUUCUAAAAAAUAUAAAGCCUGAUUCUAA
This is a messenger RNA of Drosophila rhopaloa, 695 nucleotides long. Its product is annotated as protein PBDC1. Bases 95 to 577 code for a protein of 160 amino acids. The record is from RefSeq and is a predicted model, not a curated record. NCBI's taxonomy places the organism in Eukaryota, Metazoa, Arthropoda, Insecta, Diptera, Drosophilidae. Gene Ontology annotation, cellular component: cytoplasm. The transcript has 3 exons.